AUGACAAAUGAGCUGCCAAAAACAACAAAAAAAUCUAUAAAAAAGAAAAAGAAAAGAUUAAAAACCUGUCUCCUUAUUCUCUUUUCUCUCUACUAUACUGUUUUUCUCUCAUUUUUUUCACCUUUUCUCUUUUUUUCAUCCUUUGCAGUUUCCUCUUUCUUCUCUUCAUCAUCAUUAUCACCACUCUCUUGCACUGACGUUUCUUCACUGCUGCUGCUGCUCUCUCUUUCCUUUUCAUUACCUCCUCUUUUUCUUCACUUUACUGUUGACAUGGAUGACUGCACUGGUUUUAGAUUUAUAUAUAAUGGCACUUGUUUAUCAAUCUGGGAACACUGCCUUUCUUCCCCCCCCUCCCCCCCCCCCCCGUUUUCUUUUCUCCUCCCCACAUCCCCCGGUUUUUUCUUUCCCCCCCGUUUUUUCUCUCUUUUUUCCCCAGCUUUUUAUCUCCCUAAUUUUUUCCUUUUUUCUUUCCUUUUUUUCUUUCCUUUUUCCUUCUUUUUCUUCUUUCUUUUCUCUUUUUCUUCUUUCUUUUCUUUUUUUUUUCUUUCCUUUUUCUUUCCUUUUUUCUUUUCUCCUUUCCAUUUUUUCCUUUUUUCUUUUCUCCUUUCCAUUUUUCCUUUUUUCUUUUCUCCUUUCCAUUUUUCCUUUUUUCUUUUCUCCUUUCCAUUUUUCCUUUUUUCUUUUCUCCUUUCCAUUUUUCCUUUUUUCUUUUCUCCUUUCCAUUUUUCCUUUUUUCUUUUCUCCUUUCCAUUUUUCCUUUUUUCUUUUCUCCUUUCCAUUUUUCCUUUUUUCUUUUCUCCUUUCCAUUUUCCUUUUUCUUUUUCUCCUUUUCCAUUUUCCUUUUUUUUCUUUUCUCCUUUCCAUUUUCCUUUUUUUUUUCUCCUUUCCAUUUUCCUUUUUCUUUCUCCUUUCCAUUUUUCCUUUUUUCUUUUCUCCUUUCCAUUUUUCCUUUUUUCUUUUCUCCUUUCCUUUAUCCUUCUUUCUUUCCUUUUCCUUCUUUCUUUCCUUUUUCAUUUCUUUUCGUUUUUCUUCUUUCUUUUCUUUCCUUUUUCUUCUUUCUUUCCUUUUUCUUCUUUCUUUCCUUUUUCUUCUUUCUUUCCUUUUUCUUCUUUCUUUCCUUUUUUCUUUUUUUUUUCUUCUUUUUUUUUUUUUCUUUUUCUUUUUCUUUUUCUUUUCUUUUUUUCUUUUUUUCUUUUUCUUUUUUUUCUUUCCUCUUUUCUUUUUUUUCUUUUUCUUUUUCUUUUUCUUUUUUUUCUUUUCCUUCUUUCUUUUCUCCUUUUCAUUUUUUCUUUUCUCCUUUCUUUUUUUUUUUUUCAUUUUCCUUCUUUCUUUUUCUCCUUUCCUUUUUCCUUCUUUCUUUCCUUUUCCUUCUUUUUUCCUUUUUUUUUUUUUUCUUUUCUUUUUUUUCCUUCUUUCUUUUUUUUUUUCUUUUUUCGUUUUCUUCUUUCUUUUUCUUUCUUUCCUUUUCUUCUUUCUUUCCUUUUCUUCUUUCUUUCCUUUUUUCUUUCCUUUUCCUUCUUUUUUCUUUUCUUUUCUUUUUUCUUUUCUUUUUUUUCUUCUUUCUUUUCUUUUUCUUUUUUCUUUUUCUUUCCUUUUUUCCUUCUUUCUUUUCUCCUUUCCUUUUUUCCUUCUUUCUUUUCUCCUUUCCUUUUUUUUUCUUUCUUUUCUCCUUUCCUUUUUUUCCUUCUUUUUUUUUCUCCUUUCCUUUUUUUUCUUUCUUUUUUCUUUUUCCUUUUCCUUUUUCCUUUCUUUUCCUUUUUUCCUUUCUUUUUUUCUUUCCUUUUUUCCUUCUUUCUUUUCUCCUUUCCUUUUUUCCUUCUUUCUUUUCUCCUUUCCUUUUUUCCUUCUUUCUUUUCUCCUUUCCUUUUUUCCUUCUUUCUUUUCUCCUUUCCUUUUUUCCUUCUUUCUUUUCUCCUUCUUUCUUUUCUCCUUUCCUUUUUUCCUUCUUUCUUUUCUCCUUUCCUUUUUUCCUUCUUUCUUUUCUCCUUUCCUUUUUUCCUUCUUUCUUUUCGUUUUUUCUUUUCUUUCAUGUUCUUUCUUGCAGGCCCAAGUGCCACUCAUGAAUUCCAGGCAGAAACUAAGAAACUUUUGGACAUUGUUGCUAAAUCACUCUAUUCCCAGAAAGAGGUGUUUAUUCGAGAAUUGAUUUCCAAUGCGAGUGACGCUCUGGAAAAGCUACGUUAUCACCAAGUGUCAGCCACAACAAUACGGGAUCCAGAAUUGCCCCUAGAGAUCCAUAUCGGUUUGGAUGAAGAAAAGAAGACAUUUACUAUUCAGGAUACUGGACUUGGUAUGACCAAAGAAGAAAUUAUUCAAAACUUGGGCACUAUUGCAAAAUCAGGAUCAACUGAAUUCUUAAAACAAAUGAAAGAUGGAGACCCAAAAGCUGAGGUAAACCAAAACAUCAUUGGACAAUUUGGAGUUGGCUUUUAUUCUGCAUUUAUGGUUGGGGAAAAUGUUGAAGUCUAUACUCAAUCCUACAAAUCUGAUGAACCUUCUUACAAGUGGAUCUCUGAUGGCUCUGGUGUUUAUGACUUGACAGAGGCUGAAGGUGUACAAAGAGGAACAAAAAUCAUUGUUCAUUUAAAAGGAGACAGCUAUGAUUUUGCAAAGGAAGAAAUUAUUAACGCUAUCGUGAAAAAGUACAGCAACUUUGUUGGAGUUCCAAUUUUCCUGAAUGGCAAACGGGCUAAUGUUGUGCAGGCUCUUUGGUUGAUGAAUCCCCAAGAAGUUACAUCAGAAAUGCAUGAAGAAUUCUAUAGAUUCAUCAGUGGUGUCUUUGACAAACCUCGCUUCCAUUUCCACUACAAAACCGAUGCCCCCGUGAACAUCCGAGCUUUGUUCUACGUUCCAGAAUAUAAACCUACUUUGUUUGACAUGAGCCGUGAGACUGAUGUCAGCCUUACUCUCUACAGUCGAAAAGUGAUGAUCAUGCCAAAAGCUAACUACAUUUUACCAAAGUGGUUGCGGUUUGUAAAAGGUGUGGUAGACAGUGAAGAUAUACCAUUAAAUUUGAGUCGAGAACUUUUACAAGACAGUGCUCUUAUCAGAAAAUUACGCAAAGUAAUCACAGGAAGGAUCCUCAAGUUCUUCAUUGAGAAGUCCAAGAAAGAUGUUGAAAACUACAUGAAAUUUUAUGACGACUAUGGCUUGUUUUUCAGAGAAGGAAUUGUCACCACCACAGAACAAGAAGAAAGAGAAGAAAUUGCCAAACUUCUAAGAUUUGAAUCUUCAAAAUGUUCUCCUGGAGAAAAAAUCAGUCUUGAUGAUUAUGCCAGCCGUAUGAAAGCAGGAUCCCGUAUUAUCUACUAUUUGUCUGCUCCAAGCCGUGACCUGGCCAUGACAUCACCAUACUUUGAAGCUCUUCAGAAGAAGGACACCGAAGUCCUCUUCCUCUAUGAACCUUAUGAUGAAUUAGUCCUUAUGAAUUUGGGACAGUUUGAUCGAAAGAAUCUGAAAUCUGUUGAAAAUGAAAUCCAAGAUGAAAAGGAAGAAAUCAGCACAACAGAUGAAUCUGAUACCAACAGUCUUAAACAGGAUCAAGCCAAUGAAUUGAUGGACUGGAUAAAAAGCACACUGACCAACAAAGUUAACAAUGUCAAGGUCACCAAACGUUUAGUGUCUCACCCUUGUAUUGUGACCGUAGUUGAAAUGGGCUCUGCUAGACACUUUCUCCGUACUACAUUGGCUGAUAAAUCACAAGAAGAACGAUACAGACUUUUACAACCCACUCUUGAGAUAAACCCAAGUCACCCUUUGAUUACAAAACUGUUUGAAUUAAAGACGUCUCGCCCUGAUUUAGCCCAACUGUUAGUCGAACAGCUCUAUGACAAUGCCAUGAUCAAUGCUGGACUUACAGAUGAUCCCAGAUCUAUGGUUGGACGACUCAAUGAACUUCUUUUUCUAUCAAAGAAACACAAAAUUGUGAUUGCAAUUUGA
Molecule: messenger RNA, 3939 nt
Organism: Acanthosepion pharaonis
Lineage: Eukaryota; Metazoa; Mollusca; Cephalopoda; Sepiida; Sepiidae
Source: the annotation of a GenBank genome assembly